Messenger RNA from Symbiodinium necroappetens, 1377 nucleotides. Lineage: Eukaryota; Dinophyceae; Suessiales; Symbiodiniaceae. The record is from the annotation of a GenBank genome assembly.
AUGUUGUCGACCAAAUUCUGGAUCUGUCUGGCGCUCAUUCCGAUCCUGCAGAGCCUUCGGCCAGAGAUUGCCGAGCACGGUUUGAAGUGCACAGUGCCCGGAUCUCGCCCAUGGGACGACGGAUGCAUGUGCGACACGCACUUGGGACCAGGAUGUGGGCCUUUGCAGGGGAAGAAGGAGUUCUAUCCAGCUGAUGUCCCGAAAUCAUCCGAUUGCAAGUGCGUCACGCCCAUGGAGUCUCGUGAAGAGUCCCGCAAGUAUGGCGUGUACAACAUAACGAACGAUGCGGUGAGGUUCUGUGCAGGCUUGUUCACGAUGGUUGAAAAAGAUAUUCCCAGCGACAGCCGCGCCUAUCAAGUUCAUCAUUCGAUGAAAAACACCAUAAAUGCAGCACUCAGGCAUCCCGAAGUUGAAACCAUCUGCCAGACAGCUCUCACAGGCGAUGUGUCCACACAAACGGCAGACGAAGAGCUUGUCCAUUGGCAGAAAGCUCAGACACCACUUCCUACUAGUGAGACAAGAGUUGUGCAGGUCAUGGGGCGUCAGACAGCAGAGACUUGGCGAGUUCUUUUGAAGUCAGUGUGCCAUGACGAGUGCCACGAGCUUGUGGACAUGAUGAAGAACACGUCGGAUUUCAUUGCAGCAAGGGUUGCAGUGCACGGAGAUUCGAUUCCCGCAAAAUGUUCAAAUCUGGUGGUAAGCAAGGUCGAAGCAGAGAUUCUUGGCUGCUGCGCCAAGUCCUGCGGCUGGGAUGGCAAGGCACAGACCUGCCGGUACUGGCCCUUUCUAAAUCAGGAGGAGCAGGAUGGUUGGAACGAAAGAUGCUGCACCGAAGACACCAUCCUGCGGAUGUCUAGCCGAGAGGUCAUGUGCAACAGUGUCAAGCCGGAAGCGGAGCGGAAGAAGUUGGAGGAGCACGACCCGACACAAGCUGUCGAGCCUCGUGAUGCCCAGCUCGUCUCCCAGGACUUUAAGCCCUCGCUCCUGCAAACAGCGAAGUUGCAAGACAAAGAGACGAGUGGCGUCGGCGAUUGCAGUGACCUGCACAAGGCAUGCCCAAAAGACGACCAAAAAAUGCAUAUGAAACACUGCAAAGAGAAAGAGGCAGGAGAGUGGAACUACAUGGCGAGCGAACGGCACUUCAUGUUGAGCGAGGUGGACUGUGUGACUGAGAUCGACAAUAUCGAGAAGACCUCUCCCGAGAAGUGCCUGUCGAAGUUGAAGGAAAACCAGGGCAUGCGGUCUGCAUCGUGGCAGAGUGGAACGUGCCCCUUGGUAAAUGCGUCGUGUGCAGAGGCUUCACAAUAUGACAAGGAUGUGCAGAACGACUUCUUGGAUGCAGCCCAGGUGGUGCUGUUCAAGCUCGCGGCUAGAUGA